Molecule: messenger RNA, 1043 nt
Organism: Aspergillus wentii DTO 134E9
Lineage: Eukaryota; Fungi; Ascomycota; Eurotiomycetes; Eurotiales; Aspergillaceae
Product: C2H2-type zinc finger protein
Exons: 2
Coding region: 146-991 (281 amino acids)
Biological process (GO): regulation of transcription by RNA polymerase II
Molecular function (GO): RNA polymerase II cis-regulatory region sequence-specific DNA binding; DNA-binding transcription factor activity
Source: RefSeq, a predicted model, not a curated record
UGCUCGGCCGACUAUAUAUACAAGACGAAAUCCGCCUCUGAUCAUUUGCUGUCAGAUCUGCACUUCGGGUCUGUCAACAGACCGAAAGCUUGUUACACGACGCAGAGGGCAAACAUCCUCGAUCAGCUACCUGUUUCACCUCAGAAUGGCCUGCAAAGCGAGCUUCGUGUCGAUCUUGAACAAUGACGAUAAUCCAUCGUUCACCGUUCGAUCUGCUCCCCGCCUCUCCAGGCACCACUCCAGUCCUUCAUACCCUUAUUAUCCCGACCAGCAACAAUCAUUGAUGCCCGACUACCGCUCCUCCAACUAUCCCGAAUCGACCGCCAGUUCACCUCGAAUGAUGCGGUACCCCUUUGACCCAGUCUCCGAAGCCGCUCAGCCCGUCUCGCCUGGGUCCUCGGAUUGCUCCCAUGACUACAUGACCAGCGGAAGCACUAGCUCCUACUUUCAGUUCAGUCGUCAAGACUCCUAUGCCUACUCAUCCUCCAUCACACCGGCAGAGAAGCGGCUCAGUGGUGCUUCUUCGGCGGAGCCCCCCUCCCCGCAGAACUCGAUAGGUGGAUCAAAGGACAUGGCCGCUUCGAAGAGCAUCCGAAAGAACAAAUACCCAUGCCCGUACGCAGCCAGCCACAACUGCUCAGCGACCUUUACGACAUCGGGCCACGCAGCACGACAUGGAAAGAAGCACACCGGGGAGAAGAGUGUCCACUGUCCAAUCUGCAACAAAGCCUUCACCCGAAAGGACAACAUGAAGCAACACAUCCGAACCCACCGCACCCACUCCGAGGACAUGCCCACAGGGAUGCCGGAACGGAACCGAGACGGUGAAGCGAGCAGGUGGAGAACGACUACGACGACAAGAGAUGCUUCAGGACACAACCACAGCCGAUCGAUCAGCAACCAGUCCCAACUAGAUGGAAACACUUAUCACAAUGUGGCUGGGAUGCCGACACGGACUCCAAGUGGGAGUCACCGUCGGACGCCUUUUUGAAUGAUGCCUCACGAAUGAUUGAGAUGCAGUUUCAUGAGCGAUCAUGAUAAAA